AUGAUACAAGAUGCCUUUGACAACCAGCCUGUCUCAGUAAUGGUGCACGCAUGUCCUGAUUCCAAACCACCUGGUUAUGCUCACUACAUCCACUUUGACGAGACUAUAGAGGACUAUGAAGUGACUAUUCAACGCAUCUUGGACAUACCUAACAUGUCCAAGGUGACGUUUCGAGAAUCUUUGACAAAGCACUUCACAGUUGCAUUCUGGAACAAGAUAAACAGAUUGUUGGUGGAGUUGCGCCAACGAUCAAUACCAACAAAAACUGGAUAUGAUCUAUUCUAUGGAAAUGAUAAUCAUCGAUUCGACUCACUUCAAUCAAUACCAUUGCACUCGAUGUACUUGAGCAUGAGGGAAUUUCGUCCCAACUACUUGCCCAACACGCUUAUAAGUCUGAGUCUUCUUGGUGAAUCUGGAUUCAAGCUCCCACCAGGUUCACUACCUUUACAACUCGAGUCCCUAAUAAUAGGGGGCCACUUCAAUGUCCCCAUACUGCCUGGCACUUUCCCAAUGUCACUGAUGGAUUUAAAGAUCACCGAUAACUUCAAUCAUCCAUUGGACUGCACGAACCUACCCGGCUCACUCACCAAGCUCUCAACUGAGGGAUCAAAUUUUGAUCAAUCAAUAUCCAACCUCCCAUCAUCCAUCACGGAUCUCAGGUUGGGAACGAUGUUCAUAACUCAUCCCUAUGAUCACACGACUGCCCAGACAAUGCAUGUCAACUCCUUCCUGCCUCAUCAACAGUUCACCUUACAAUAUCCCCUUCUUAGGGAUUUGUCCAUUUGGUCUUAUGAAAUGGUCGACGUCACAUCGAUCACUCCAGCCAACUUCCCCAUGUUGGAGAGACUAAAUUGUAAGAUCUGCUACAAGGGCAGUGAAUUUUCAACACUUCCGACAAUGUUGAGAAGGUUAUACUUUGAGCCCGAUAUUUCAGAACCCCUGGAUAUCUCUAGAGGAAUAGUUCCAAAGCUCAAGCCAUACAUUGCUCUACCUGCCAACCUAGAGAGGCUGACAAUCUAUGGACAUAUACCCCUGAACAGACUCCCAACGAUCUGUGUUGACAACCUUCCCUCGUGCCUUACUCACCUGCGUGUGCACUCGCCCACCUACUUUAUAGAUCCAGUCAAACUACCACCUGGAAUCAAGAAGAUACACUACACCAAUGUCACGCCAGAUCAUUAUAACAAUCUCCUUCGUCAUCUACCCAAUUCACUUACAGUGCUCAAACUACGAUUUAGACAACAAAAGAUAACAAACAAAUACAUGCGACUCUCCGACACCAUGUUCAUCAAGUUCCAAGCCAAGACUGUCCUGUUAUGUGGAUUCAUUGACCUUAAUACAAUGUUUCUUUAA
Messenger RNA from Acytostelium subglobosum LB1, 1353 nucleotides. RefSeq lists its product as hypothetical. NCBI's taxonomy places the organism in Eukaryota, Evosea, Eumycetozoa, Acytosteliales, Acytosteliaceae. The transcript has 2 exons. The record is from RefSeq and is a predicted model, not a curated record. The coding region runs from base 1 to 1353 and encodes 450 amino acids.